UCUGAAGAUGGCGUCUCCAAAUGGAGGUGACGAUUUUGAGUCUUCUUUGCUGAGUUAUGAGAAGUUGGACAGAGCGUCACCAGACCUGUGGCCAGAACAAUUGCCCGGAGUUGCAGAAUUUGCUGCAUCUUGUAAAAAUCCCAUCACUAAUUCACCUCCCAAGUGGAUGGCUGAACUAGAGAGUGAGGACAUUGAAAUGUUGAAAGAGUUGGGGAGUCUGACCACAGCCAACCUGAUGGAGAAGGUCAAAGGACUUCAGAACCUCGCUUACCAGCUGGGCUUAGAGGAGUCAAGGGAAAUGACCAGGGGGAAAUUCCUGAACAUCUUGGAGAGACCCAAGAAGUAACCUUUUUUUUUCCUUUUCCUUUUGUUUGAUUUCUUCAAACAACAGGAGAUUUGGGAUUUCAAACGGAAUCUGAUCUGUGUGUUUGGCAAUACACUCAGGAUAUGUUCAGACCUUCACAACAAAGUUAAGAGACUUUGCAUUCAAACUGUAAACUGGGAUAAAAUGCUCACACCCACACACACACAGCUGAGGUCUCCAGACUCCUCAGUGCACCUGUUGUCCUCUAGAUAGAUGCCUUUCCUUUUAUGGAAACUUAAAGUGAUUUAUGGCUUUUCACAGAAUUCCUCUGUAGCUUGUAGACCUGCCUUGAUUAAGCGUUCUCUAUUUAUUCUUAUUUCUAUUUUAAAUAUGAUUUACAUUUUUUGAGCAAUUCGUGAGGUUGUAUAAUAAAGUUUUAAAA
This is a messenger RNA of Toxotes jaculatrix (banded archerfish), 746 nucleotides long. It is a transcript of the gene lin52, whose product is annotated as lin-52 DREAM MuvB core complex component. Gene Ontology annotation, biological process: regulation of DNA-templated transcription. The record is from RefSeq and is a predicted model, not a curated record. Lineage: Eukaryota; Metazoa; Chordata; Actinopteri; Toxotidae. The transcript has 6 exons. Bases 8 to 346 code for a protein of 112 amino acids. Gene Ontology annotation, cellular component: DRM complex.